Molecule: messenger RNA, 607 nt
Organism: Jatropha curcas
Lineage: Eukaryota; Viridiplantae; Streptophyta; Magnoliopsida; Malpighiales; Euphorbiaceae
Product: zinc-ribbon domain protein
Source: RefSeq, a predicted model, not a curated record
GGAGUUUAACAUUGAUAUGACACGUAGCCCAAUUGAUGCGCAGAAGCGCCGAGAAGUCUACAAGAAGACUCCAGUGAAGCACCGAUCUCUCUUCUUCUUCUUUAAAACCGAACGACAAAACCUUAAUCUGGCAGCUAGACGCUAGAAACAAAAAUGUUCUUCUUCUUUGCUGGAGGAUUAGAGCAGCAGGUCCGCCAGGUCCUAAAAUCAGGUGUAGGCAGGUGCAUAAAUUGCGGUUCCAAAGCUGAUCUAGUGGAGUACGAGAAGGUUCUCAAGCUUUUCUUUAUUCCGGUAUGGAGAUGGCCCGGCAAAGAGCCCGCUUUGUAUUGUGGAAACUGUAAUCUGAUGUUCCCCCAAUCAUUUUCACUGCCGCCAUCGCGGUCUGGCUCGGUGCCUCCGUCCGCCGUAUCGGAGAGUUUGCAUUGCCGUUUCUGUGACCGAGUUGUGGUCGAGUUCAGAUUCUGUCCUUUUUGUGGGUCUUCUCUGUAAUUUGGGGGUUGAGGGAUUUGGGAAUAUUGAUGUUUUGAUUUGUAAUAGAUACAGCUGCAAUAUGUGGAUUGAGAAUUUUUAAAAUCUCUAAAAUUACAAUUUAUAGGUUUGAUCUAAA